This is a messenger RNA of Ixodes scapularis (black-legged tick), 441 nucleotides long. RefSeq lists its product as uncharacterized. The transcript has 5 exons. The coding region runs from base 64 to 441 and encodes 125 amino acids. The record is from RefSeq and is a predicted model, not a curated record. Lineage: Eukaryota; Metazoa; Arthropoda; Arachnida; Ixodida; Ixodidae.
AGCUGGUUUACAAAGUCGCUGUUCUUAAUCCACAAUGAAUGUUUGUCCCCACCAGAAUCUGCAAUGGGCGACUGCGUGGAGGAGCCACUCUCCUCGGUUGCCCCCGCCUCCCCACAAGAAUCUGCACUGGGCGACUGCUUCGAGGAGCCACUCUCCUUGGUUGCCCCCGCCUCCCUACAAGAAUCUGCAAUGGGCGACUGCGUGGAGGAGCCACUCUCCUCGGUUGCCCCCGCCUCCCCACAAGGACCCAGCAAACGAGAAACCAUGACACCUGAGCUUUGCAAGAUGCUGCAGUCUCAAGACCUCAAGAUUGCAAGGCUGCAGCAAGAGGUUUUGAGGCUGCAGGCAGAGAAUGCCCGCCUCAAUAGAGAAGUGAACGACCUGCUGUCCAGGCAGCUCACACUAAACAUGAUCUGUAAAAGCAAGAAAGACUAUUUCUGA